Phycodurus eques (leafy seadragon) is the source of this 1143-nucleotide messenger RNA. RefSeq lists its product as uncharacterized. The record is from RefSeq and is a predicted model, not a curated record. NCBI's taxonomy places the organism in Eukaryota, Metazoa, Chordata, Actinopteri, Syngnathiformes, Syngnathidae. The coding region runs from base 229 to 1143 and encodes 304 amino acids. The transcript has 8 exons.
AGGGGCGGCUGGCUUGACUGCUACUUUACGAGUGGAGGCUGGCUUGACCGCAUAACUAUGUAUUAUGAUUCUAAUUGUUCUGUCUACGACUGGAAGAAUCUGAACCUGUCAGACUGGUGUGUAACUUGGACACAAACUGUAUACAGUUGAUGGAUGACUACUUGACGUGCAAAUUUCUUCAGGCAUUCGUGAAAAUAAGUCAUCAUAAAUAACAAGACCAAAGUGGAGAUGAAAUUACUACAGGCAUUUAGAUUCAUCGUUCUCCUUCUUCUGGCUGCAUACAUCUUUUGUCUGAAUAAGGACUACACGCCAUCUUUCAACUCAUUCUUCAAAGAGCUGACAGUGAGACAACGAUCCCACAGUCAUGCCAGAGAGAAAAGAGCUGCAGGAGAUUGUUUUCCAGAAAAUUGCUCCAAAAUAAAUGUAGAUCUUUUCCUCUCAAUGGACACUCCAAACAACGCCGAGGCAAUAAAGUUCAUUAAUCUACUGAGGGGUGCUGUGGAAAAUGUCAUUUUACCAAUCCAUAUCAUAGAUGAAUUAGUGCUGGGAAGCUUAAAUUUGACCACAGCCUGCUAUCCUAACUCGACUGGAGGACAUCAGUGUCAUUGUGAGGAUCAGUUGUUAUGGUCAAGUGACGUUUGUGACACUUACGGUGCAUGCAGCAAUGCCAGCCCACAAAACUGCGACUGCGUAAAUGGAAUUCCAAAUGGCCAGUUCUGUGAACCAAGUAUCAUUACACUUCCCACACCACCAAUGACAGUGGACGUUGUCCUCACGGUGGACACUCCAGCCGACACUGAGCCAUCAGACAUCAUUAAUCUACUGAGGGAUGCUGUGGAUAACGUCUCUUUGCCAUUUGAGAUAGCAGAUAAUUUAAGACUGACAAGCUGGAAUUUGACCACAGGCUGCUAUCUGAAGUCUACCGGAGGACAUGAGUGUCAUUGUGAAGAUUCCUUUGCUUGGUCAUGUGACAUCUGUGACACCUAUGGUGCAUGCAGCAAUGCUAGUACAUUCACCUGUGACUGCAUUAAUGGCAUCCCUCCGUUUGGACAGUUCUGUAAACCAAUCUCAAGGAGGAAUCUUACCGAAGUGCCAGAGCCAGCUCAUCUGGCUCCUCACAAUGCGGAGAAUCAGUGGCUCUGA